AACAAUAAUAAAAAAAAAAAGAGAACGCCGACUUGCCUUCUCUCUCGAAGAUGAGGGGAAAGCGAAUUUGAGUUGUGUGCGCCGGCUUCUUCCUUAGGGAUUCGCCUUCGACGCCGUUUCGCCAUCUCGAUCCCCCUCUUGAGUUGAUUCCCUUCCGGCCGCAUCCUCCUUGAUAGGUUCGUUUACUUGUUUGGGGUUUUGGGGCUUCGGCGAUGGCGGGCGCUCUGGUGGAUCGAGCCACGAGCGACAUGCUCGUCGGUCCGGAUUGGUCGAUAAACCUUGAGAUCUGCGAUGUCCUCAAUCACGAACCCGGACAAGCUAAAGAAGUGGUAAAGAUACUGAAGAAACGUAUUGCACAUAAAAAUUCAAAGGUUCAACUUCUUGCACUUACGCUUUUAGAAACAAUCAUUAAAAAUUGUGGCGACAUUGUGCACAUGCAUGUUGCUGAGAAGGAUAUAUUGCAUGAGAUGGUCAAGAUUGUCAAAAAGAAGCAAUCUGAUUUUCAUGUUAAGGAAAAAGUACUCAUAUUAAUAGAUACAUGGCAAGAAGCUUUUGGUGGCCCUCGGGCAAGAUAUCCACAAUAUUUUGCAGCCUAUCAGGAACUGUUGAGAGGUGGUGCUGUUUUCCCUCCGAGAACAAAAACGUCUCCACCUAUCUUUACUCCUCCACAGACACAACCUCUGCGAACUUAUCCUCCAUCCAUGCGAAGCCCUGGUUAUCAAACUGAACCACCUGAGUCUUCAGUUGCAUCUGAAUUUCCUGCUUUGAGCCUCACUGAAAUUCAGAAUGCUGGUGGUAUUGUAGAUGUUCUUGCUGACAUGUUAAAUGCUUUAGAUCCUAGAAAUAAAGAGGGGCUUAAACAAGAGGUAAUUACUGACCUUGUCAGUCAAUGCCGUACCUAUAGACAGAGAGUUGUCCAUCUUGUUAACACAACAUCAGAUGAGGAGCGACUUAGCCAAGGACUUGCUUUGAAUGAUAAUUUACAGAAAGUACUAGCAAAGCAUGAUGCUAUAGCUGCUGGAAUUGCAGUUCCUGUUGAGAAACAGCAAAAAUCUCUCCAGACACUUAUAGAUGCUAAUGCUUCUUCAUCUAGCAAAGUUUCAGUCCAAAGGUUGUCAGCUACAAGCACGAGUGCAAAUAACCAACCUCCUCUACAGCAAUUAUUGUCGCCCACACCACCUCAACCUGAUGGUCCAAAAUCUUCUUCAGUUAAAUUAGAUCCAAAUAUGGACCUUCUUAGUGGUGACAACUAUAACAAACCUGCAAAGGACGAUCUACUAGCUCUAGUUCCUGUUGACCAACCAGCUACAAUUUCUGCUUCAGACCAGAACAUUUUAGCUCUUGCAGACAUGUUUCCCCCAACCAACAUUAGCAGUAGCACACCUCCAACCAACUCAUUUGAUUCAAAUUCUGCAUUUCCACCACAACAGAUAUAUCCUGCUGGAUCCGGAUCCAAUCUUCAGAUGCAACUCCAGCAAACAUCACAAUCACAUGCAGCGCCCUUUGGUAAUGGAAGUAUUCCAAACUCAGUGGCAUCCCAAUUUGAACAGGCAAGCUAUAAUAAUGGGGUACAGCUAAACCAGGCAACAAAUGCAUGGAAUGGUCAACUUACUCCAGCGCACAAUCCACAGCAGGAAACCCUGGGCCAUGUUGCAACUGAACAAGACGAGGCUUUUCCCCCGCCACCCUGGGAAUCACAACCAAUGCAGAAUGAAAUAGCUGGCUUGAAGCCUCAACCACUCCAAGCCGAGCAAGUUGGAGCUGUACAACCUCAACCCAUGCCAGGUGGACAGAUGGCGGGGAUGCAUCCACAGCAUAUGUUGGGUGUCCAGCUUCCUGGGGGUUUACAACCUCAAUUUGGGCCAAGCGGUCAAUUUCCAGGCAUCUAUCCUCCAAUGCAUAACAGUCAGGUGAUGCCUAUGUAUCCGCAACAAAUGCUCGGAGGUUAUGUAGGUACGAGUCAACAGACAAUGCAAGGGUUUCAGCCAACAGGUUAUGGAUAUGGCCAGCAACCUGAAGCUCAGUACUAUGAUCCAUCGAGAUCUGCAUAUGCUUAUUCCAGUCCGAAUGAGCUCCCACAGAGAAUGUAUGGGCUCUCUGUACAGGAUAGUAACUCUUACUCAAGCAUGACUUCUUCCUACCAGAUGCCUUUAUCCUCCCCCUCAUAUGUGCACAAAUCGAACAAACCAUCGAAGUCACAGGAUAAUCUUUUCGGUGAUCUUGUUAGUAUGGCGAAAACAAAGCAAAAUAAACCCACUGCUAGUAAAAGUUGAAAGCUUGUGAAACAUACGGAGCUAUUUUUUUUUCCCUUUUACAAAUUGUUCCAGUUAUGGCGUCUUUCUUUCAAUGUAUUUUCCCGUCUCCACAUUUGUUAAGUCUCUUCUACUAGCAAUGAUAUAUAUAUUUGUAUCUUCAUGGGAAAAAUGUCGAGGUUGAUUAGAAAGAUAUUAGAACUUAUUGCUUUCACAUCUGAUUUGUUCCAAUCUCUGAGCUUGACGGCUAGAUUGAGUGUAAUUCUGGAACUAGCUUCUGAAUAAGUAUAGUGUUUGCUUGGUUCAAAUUA
Molecule: messenger RNA, 2563 nt
Organism: Zingiber officinale
Lineage: Eukaryota; Viridiplantae; Streptophyta; Magnoliopsida; Zingiberales; Zingiberaceae
Product: TOM1-like protein 9
Exons: 10
Coding region: 213-2273 (686 amino acids)
Biological process (GO): protein transport to vacuole involved in ubiquitin-dependent protein catabolic process via the multivesicular body sorting pathway
Molecular function (GO): ubiquitin binding; phosphatidylinositol binding
Source: RefSeq, a predicted model, not a curated record